UUAGAUUAAAGAAUUAUUUGGAUUGAGAAAAACAGAAGAUUGUAAAGGUAUCCAAUGAAACGCAGUGAGAAAACCAGUAAGAUGAUAUUCAAACAAUUUUUAGUGGUUAGAACAAAUUGUAAUAUGGUUAAUAUCGUUUCGAUGUAUUAUAAUAUUCUUUGAUUAUUCCAUUGUGUAAUCUCAGACUCGAACCACGUGGUUCGUGCCCAUUCUAAAUUUAAAUUUAAUAAUUUCACUAUUUAACUCAAUUUAUUCACUUGCAAAUUUAAAAUGUACACACAAUUCAAAAGAAAUAUUAAAAAAGAAUAUUAAUGUCCGAAUAACCUAUUUUCUAAUUUUUCAAACGAAAAUUAUUCCACUAUUAAGGUAAUUGUUUUGAUUCGAGUUUCUCGGCUGCUUCUAAGAUUCGAAGUAUUUCAAGAUGGAGGAACAAGAGUAUAUUAGUUGUGAAUUACAAGGAAUUCUCGAGGAAUUCACGAGAAUCAGAGACGCGUACCUUGCGUUGAAAGCUUAUUGUGAAAUGCAAGAGGAAGCUAUGUCGAUAGAAAAAGCACGUUCCGAGAGGUUACAGAUGAAUUUGGAGAAACUUUCCGCAACUUAUCUACUUUUAGAAAAUAGAUAUAAGUCUAUCGUUGAAAAAUUGCAGACUGAAAGGGACGAUCUUCGUAAAACAAAUGAAGAGCUGAAAGAACAGUGUGAUCAUUUGCGUCUGAUUAAUGCAGAAGAUCGUGGUGGAAACAACAACCAAAUAUGCAAAUUGCAAGACGAACUGGAAGUUUUAAAAGCCCAAUUAGUGAUGCAGGAAGAGAAACACAACGAGAACGUCGCAUUGUUAAAGCAGCAACACUUUGAUGAACUACAGAGAUAUAAAAUGUUACUGCAGAACGGAAAACAGGCCUCCACAUCUAGAGAAUCUAAAAAGAGAGAACGUCCAAAAAAUUUGGGAAAGAAUGGAAAGAAGGUGUCUUUCUUUAGAUGGCCGGAAUUGGACAUAGAAACAAUCAAUAGCGUGCCAUUGGAGGCGCGCAACGACAAUGAAACUGGAAAUAGAAACUGUGCUACCAAGAAGAGGAAAUUAUUUCACGAAGACAGAGACACUAUAAUAGACAUUCCUUAAAAUAGAUUCGUCCCUGAAGAGCUGUACCAUGAUGGCGUCCAUAACAAAAUACACUUGUUUUCCGCCCAAACUCGCGAACAUUCACCAGGUUCCGGUCUAUCGAAAACUGAAACUGGUAGAAAGCCGGAAUCAUCCUCUACUUUCCUUGAUGCGUUCAACCGAACACCGACAAUUUCCGUCUUUGUUGCUUUUUCGAUCAGCCAUCUUCCUGUUUCAACGUAAGUCUAUACAUCGAUAGCACUCGGAUUUUUUAUUAAAACAUUAAUUUCUCACGAUUAAUUGGGAAGAGCAGAAUUUCUGUAUAUUUAUGUCCUCAAAAUUCCUAAAAAUUCUGACGUAAUUCUGUAUUUUAAUAGGUUAGAUUCGUUUGGAAGAUUCCUCCAUUAUUGUGUAUGUGGCGAUUAAAAUGUCUGCGUAGCCCGAUGAUGUUUAUGGAGAAAUCUAGGCAAGCUUAAAAACGGUGAGAAAUAUUAGAUAGUCAUUAUAGUAACAUUGAUAUUGAACAACUAUAGUGGUGGAUUGUUUGGAAAGUUUCACUGUGUUCUUUCAAGUUUAAGAUGAAUUUGAAUAAAUUCUAGUUGGAGUUUAUAUUUGAUAAUUAACUCUUUGCUUGAUCAUCUUUUCGUAGUACUUGGUCAUAAGAGGGACAAAUGCUUCAUCAAGGUGGCGCCAGGGUUUUAGGCGAGCCAAUCUAAUUCGCUAACUGCAUGAAAUUCGAUCUAUGAAAUUUGAUCUGGUCUUUGCUUUUCGCUGUCUGCUAAAAAAAUUCAUGUUAGGAGAAGAGGAGAGGUCUUUCGAAACAUGGCUGAUUAAGUCAGUAGGCAGCGAAGAAUUUUUGAAAGAAAACGUAUUUAUCGAUUAGUCGAUAAAAUUUUAAAUUUCUAAAUUUUGAAACUUUUUUAAACUUUUCUACAGACUUUCCAAACAAUGUUCAAUAAUAGUCAGAGUGGUAAAAUAUAUAACAAUAACUUUCUAGAUCAAAGGCUCGUUAGUUAGAAAUCUCCUCAUCCACGAAUCACUUAGAUCCUAUGAACCCAUAGAAAUCCUAUAAACCCCAAAAACCCAUCAUAAGGUUUAGGGUUAGGUAGUAUAUAUUUCCCUAACUUCAAUUAUGUGAUCCAUUAACAUUAAUUAAUCAUGAUAUAUUGACCAUGUAAAUGAAAGAAAUCCUGGAUCUCAGGUCAUUUACGUUUUAUUGGCGAUGUAUCGAACAUUUUUUUCGAUCCUUAACGGCAGCCAUGACACACAUAAGCGUCCGCGUACAUUUUAGGAAACAUUGGAUUAAAGUAGGUUAGGAGUCGGACAUUGGAUUUUAAGAAAUUAAUUAGAGAGCCUAUCUCGCAUGAUUUUUCAAACGCGAGUUAUCUCAUCUUGACUGAACUUUCGGUAUCGCAAUGGAAUCGCGCGCUUUUGUAUUUUCCUGCGCGCUCUGUGCACACCAUAAUCGAACUAUAUCGAAAUGUCAGUCGAUCAUGUGAGAUGUGUUCGUGGAAUGGAAAUGGGAAACUCUGUCAGUGUCCUAUUUUUAUAGUUUCCUCGUUUAUUAUUUUUCUAUUUUGUUAAAAACGGGCUGACUUAGAAAAAUAAUGACUUUUUAGGUUAAAUUUGGAAAAUAGGGAUUGGGUGGCUUUCGUCGUAUGACAAUCACAGUGUUUCCCGUUUUCAUUUUACAACUUGUUUCUGUACAGAAAGGAAUUUUCAUAAAUGUAUAACAGUUUUUUAAAUUAUACACUUUAAAUUAGGGAUAGACCCUAUUUUAACAUUUUCGGUGGUUAAAAGUUUUUGAUAAAAUGUUCAUACAUCGAUGAAAUCCUUUAACAUUAAAAUAUAACGAACAACAACUCUUUCGAAUUUCUAUUAAACCUAAUAGUGUGUAAUAAUUUAUUGAUGACAAAGAAAUGCUAUUGGAUCUAAAGUAAAUCGAAGAAUACAGCGCGAUUAAAUCUAGCAUCAAGUUCAAUCAAAUUGUAAUUUUAAACAAAAGAAAUCUGCUAUUCUUAAAAACUUAUUUGACCGGUAAUCGAUAACGUUUCAAUUUAUUGAAAAUUUAAUGUAAAGACCAAUAUCAAAGGAAGCUACCAAAUAUGUAACUCCUUUCUGCACAGAAGAAUACAACGGUAGUGAAAGUUAGGAGAAACGAUCAAGCACACGUCCCAAUUACACUCGAACGUCUUUUGAACUAAUUGACCUCGCAUUGGUCAGAAAAAGAAGAAAAAGGGAAAAAGGAAUCGUAUAAUAUUAACUCAGUCGCUAGAAACGGCUAUGUACACUUCUCGUAUUAGACGAGUAUAACCUAGUCGGUAUAUCGCUAAUUCUAAAUAAGGACAACAAAUCUUUCUCGUUCUCUCUCAUUUUCUUUCUAUCUCUGAACGCUAGAGCCUUUAGUAAUGCAUAUCACAGUUACAAAAAUUCAACAUUUCUCGCUACUUGGCAAUCUCUUUCCCCCCUGUAUGCAGUAUCAAAUCGUUUUUAUACACAUGUACAUUUACAGUAGCUCGUCAAGACAUUCGAACACUCGUAGAAAUCUUGCUAUAUAUAUUAUGUAAUAAUAUGUAUAAAUUUCAUUAGCAUUGUAAUGAGACAGGAAAUUGGUUCGAAAAUCAUUACGAACUUGACCAACAUAAUCACGAUUUCUCAUUAUAAGGCUAAUAAAAUUUCAAAAUUAUGCAGGGCGAGACGGUAAACAUAGUACAAUCGAGCAGGGGCUGAUUCUACAUGAAAAAAUAAGUCGAAAAUAUAGAAUACAAUUUUUUCAUGCGGUGCUUCGUUUCCGAAAAAAUCAAGUUUGAAAAUUUGUCGGGUGUACUUUAACUUGGCCACAUACAGCACAGGUAUGAGUAAAUAAUCAAUACGAGAUUAUUAUACACGCGGGAAUACGUCAAAACUUUUCCGUUCAAUGCCUCAUUUCCAAGAAAAUAAUGUUUGAAUACGUUUACUUGAAAACGAAUUGGUCUGGCGUGUACGCGAGCACGCGAGCACGCGUGACACAGUUUCUAAUUUAUUUUUCUCGGAACUGCAGCUUCCUAUGAAAACAAUCAUAUUCUUCAUUUUUGCCUUAUUUUCAAAUGCAAUUUAAAGCCCGAUAAAUGUCGAUUAUUUAUCCUUGUUCAGACCGGAAUUGAAACUUACUUACCAAAUUUUUCAAACUCGAUUUUCUCGAAAAAGAAAAAUGAAGAAAUGUUAUCCCGAGAUUUUUCCUUAUUUCUUUUCACGUAGAAUGACCCCUUGCUCGAUUCUACUAUGAUUACCUAACCCCAAUCUAAACCCAACCUAACCGCUGCACCCCCUAUAUAGCAUAUAUAAUAUAUAUAUAUCAAAGUUUUCUACGAUAGGUAUGCAAACACUUUCGUGAGUCACUGUAUUUCUAUCGAACUCGAACGCUUUCGUCAGCCACGAUUGCAUUGCUUUUACUCGACAACCAUGUGUACGUUUAAGGCUAGAACUAUGCCAGAUCAGAGACAGUUUUUGCUCCAACUGGCAGCUAAGCUGGCUUUGUGUGUCGAUCAUGCAAUUCGAAUUGACAGAACGUUGCUUGCACAGAAUUGUGCCCCUCGACAAUUCUCUAUGUGCUUCUGGUUUUGGUCAGUUGGACCCGAAGCUCUUUGCAAUGAUAGUUGGUCCUUGCUAAACCCUUAAAACUUGUUAUACAGUAGAAUCUUCAUUUAUUCAAACAUAUAAAAUAAUAUUAACACGAUGACGAUUGGUGGAGCGACACUAGCGCCGUGAGAGCGUCAACUACAUUUUACUUAAUUUUAGAGUUUGCCUCGUUUCAAUCCGCAUAUCGUGUUUCACGUACAAAGAUCACGACUGGGUCAUUCUCAGGAGGGCACAUUCAUUAAUUUCAUAAAUUGAAAUGUACAGAUAAGUGUCCAUGUUUAAAUUUAUCUUAGAAUUGACUUCUAUUUAUACAAUUUUCUUGCAAUGCAAAUCUACAAAAACUUGUAGUUGUUUAGUUGGCGGACCAAACGAAACUUAGAUCGUCAAAAAAUAUAAUCUUUAAAGAAAUGACGUGUCCUUUGUUUAUUCACCACCGGUUAAUAAAUUAUGGUACAAGAAGGGAAUUAUGCCUUGUUUGAACGACAGAAACUAAAGCGUAAUUUGUUAAAUUAUUUUAAACGAAAUUAUUGUGCAAGAGAGUGCAAGAAUUGCCAAGCUAAAAUUCUUCUUUUCUAACAGAAUGAUUUAAUUGUUCUUGCGACAAAUGAAUUUUUCGUCUAGUCAUCGGUGACACCAUCAAUUGCAAUUUAUCUGCGAUUUUCUUGUGGAAUUCGAUCAUAAAAGGUCAGGCGCUUGCAAGCACUUUCACAGUGAUACUGUCAUAAAUAUUCAUGAAACAGCAAACAUGGAAGAGUUCUCAUUUUUUUUCACGGAAUUGACAGAGCUUAUAUGGAACACACAUGGCUUUUCUGUGAGAUUUACUUGCGGUCACGUAAAUCCAUUUGCACACAAGCAUUUGUUGAUGAGAAGAGCUUCAGAUUCCAACUGAAAUGGUCGAAUAUAGUAACCGUUUAAUUCUUAUGACCACUUUAUUCAUUUAUGGUGCAAAUAUAGAAAGAUGUGUUUUUGUUUGUUCUUUGAAGAAUGUUUAUACAAAUUGCUUAGGUAAAUAUUUAAAUUCCAAUUGUUCAUGCAAAUAAUUUUCCUUACUUUCAUAGAUCUUGUCUAAAUUCAAUUUAGUUCAAUUUGUAAUCAUCAAUUAGUAUAAAAAUUUAAGAAACAUUCUAUAAUUCUAGUGCUUUGAGAGAGGUGGAGAUUGGUUUUAAAAUAUCUUAAUUUUAGAUUGCAGCUUUAGAAAAUUAUUUUCUCUUUGUUUCAGUUAUUACUUUAACUACUGUAACGAACAUCUUACUUUUCAUAUUCUCUAUAUUUUUGCAUAUUAGAUACAGCGUGUGAGUUUUUUAAUUUUCCAUAAAUGCAUAAACAUUCACAAUCUUAGGAAGACUCUCUUUAUAAAUAAAGAUACAAAUCUUUUUUACUAGCUUCACUAAGCUUAAAUCCUCUUAAAAAUACAGGACUUAUUAGAAUACUUGAUUUAUUCAAAAUAUGGAAGAAUACUUUCACGGUAUGAAAAUUACACCAUAAAUGAAUAACAUGUCCAUAAAUUCACUGAACCUUUUUUUAUACAAACCAGGAAUACUUUUACAUAAAAAAAAUCUUGAGUAUUCUAAUAUAAAGAGUAUCGAUUUAUAUAAUACUUCAGAAAUUAAUUAAAUUUUCCUCCUUUACGAAAAUUACUCAUUUAAAAAAUCACUGCUGUACGAUACUUUUACAGAAUAAAAUAAACAAUAUAUAAAUCAUUCAUAUACCUUCUGUUUGAUAAGAAGCACAUAUCCUAAAAACUAUGUGACUCGAACAUUCUCAAAAAAAAAAAAAAGAAGAAGAAAGAAGAAGAAGAAGAAGGAGAAGGAAAGAAACUUACUUUCAUC
Bombus pyrosoma is the source of this 6543-nucleotide messenger RNA. RefSeq names its product protein Hook homolog 1-like. The transcript is spliced from 6 exons. The record is from RefSeq and is a predicted model, not a curated record. The coding region runs from base 422 to 1117 and encodes 231 amino acids. Lineage: Eukaryota; Metazoa; Arthropoda; Insecta; Hymenoptera; Apidae.